AUGAAGGUUUUAGAGCGUGUCCUGGAGGCUCGUCUGAGGAAAAUUGUUAGCGUUUCACUCAACCAGUGCGGUUUUGUGAAGGACUGCAGCACUAUAGAUGCUAUCCAUGCUGUCCGAAUCCUUCUGGAGAAACAUCGAGAGAAGAACCGCAGUGUGCAUCUUGCUUUUUUCGAUCUCGAGAAAGCUUUCGACCGUGUCCCACAUGAGCUGUUGUGGAUGUCCAUGAGGUCGCAUAGAGUACCAGAAGAGUAUGUGCGGUGGACGAAGCUGCUUUAUGCGAAGCCUACCAGCGUUGUACGAGGUGCUGCUGGAACAAACAGGGCAUUCUCUGUACAGGUAGGUUCAUCAGGGUUCAUCCCUCUCACCCCUGCUGUUCAUACUGUGCAUGGACACGAUAACGAAGGAAAUCCAGAAGCAGCAUCCGUGGACUCUACUCUUUCCCGACAAUGUCAUGCUCGCGUCGGAGUCUCGAGAUGA
Molecule: messenger RNA, 477 nt
Organism: Necator americanus (New World hookworm)
Lineage: Eukaryota; Metazoa; Nematoda; Chromadorea; Rhabditida; Ancylostomatidae
Exons: 1
Coding region: 1-477 (158 amino acids)
Source: RefSeq, a predicted model, not a curated record